Messenger RNA from Zootoca vivipara (common lizard), 3480 nucleotides. RefSeq names its product transmembrane protein 101 (gene TMEM101). Gene Ontology annotation, biological process: positive regulation of canonical NF-kappaB signal transduction. NCBI's taxonomy places the organism in Eukaryota, Metazoa, Chordata, Lepidosauria, Squamata, Lacertidae. The record is from RefSeq and is a predicted model, not a curated record.
CAAGAUGGCGGCAGGCAGCGGGGGUUCCGGGCACCGUCGGCGGCGCGGGGCGCUGCGGCUGCUGAUGCGGGUGGGCUCGGUGCUGCUCACGCGCUUCCCGUUCUGGCACUGCCUCAGCGGCCUCCUCCUCAACGCCGAGCGCGCCGACGCCCGCCGAAAACCAGACAUCCCUGUUCCAUUUCUCUACUUCGACAUGGGCAUGGCAGUGCUGUGUGCCAGCUUCAUGUCCUUUGGGGUGAAACGCAGGUGGUUUGCCUUGGGGGCUGCCCUUCAGUUGGCUAUCAGCACAUAUGCGGCGUACAUUGGAGGCUAUGCACACUAUGGAGACUGGCUGAAGGUGAGGAUGUAUUCACGAACGAUAGCCAUCAUCGGUGGUCUCUUGGUCUUGGCUAGUGGGGCCGGUGAGAUCUACCGGCAGAAACCGCGAAACAGGUCCCUGCAGUCCACGGGGCAGGUUUUCAUCGGCAUCUACCUCAUCUGUGUGGCCUACUCUCUCCAGCACAGCAAGGAAGACCGCCUGGCCUAUCUCAGUGGCGUCCCAGGUGGAGAAAUUGCCUUACAGCUCCUCUUUGUCCUCUACGGGGUGCUGGCCCUGUCCUUCCUGUCUGGCUACUACAUCACCGCAGCCGCUCAGAUCCUGUCGGUCAUCCUCCCUCUGGUCAUUCUCUUCAUCGACGGCAACUUGGGUUACUGGCACGAUUCCCGCCGAGUCGAAUUCUGGAAUCAAAUGAAGCUGGUUGGGCAGAACGUUGGGAUCUUCGGGGCCGCCAUAAUUUUGGCCACGGAUGGCUGACAGUAGACUCUGUGAGACACUGAAGCGUGGUGCUGUGAUCUGGGAGUGGGGUGCAUUUUUGCAGAGGAUGGAGACAUUCCCUCUUUUUAUUAUUAUUUUUUUUUUAUCAUUUUACUGCAUCUUUUAAAAAAAAAACACCGUUCCUUGCUAUUGGCAGCUAAACGAACAAGCGGGUGGUUGUUUUCGAAAUCCAGAGCCAUUCCUACAUUAUUACUUUCAUUUCCAAGGACACUUUAGCAGCUCCCCCUCCCUCCACAUGUUGUAGUAAUUGCGAGAGUCUCUUAAGUGGGCUCAGGUCUGCUUUUGGGUUGUCAUCUCAUUUCAGCGGGGAAGGGGUGAAUCUUUGCUUCCAUGCUGGUCACUGGGUUAAAUAUAACUUUGCAAAGGUCACUGUGACCUUGGGCGUGCUGGUUCUUGGAUCCCAACCCUAGGGUUUGGAUAGCCAAAGAUACACAGAUCAUUCGGCUCAUCUUUGCUCCGUGUGCAGAUGGCGGAGGCUGUUGUAGAACAUGCAUUUCUUUCUAUCAAGCAGAUCAGGGCUUUUGAAAGGUUCUCAGAAGUUCGUGCGAACCACAGGCUCCCGCUUCGAUGGGCUGGCUUCCUCUUUGCCUGUGCCGAAGCUUUUGCAAAGCUCCCUGGGCAGGUGGCAAAGUGCCACCUACAACCAGUUGGGCAAAAAACUGUUCUAUUUGGAACGUAGCAACUCGGGGGAAAUGUCUCCCUGCCGCCAUUCUUGCGUGGUACAGAGUGGAUACAGAAUUCGUGCACACAGGACGUAGCUGAUUAAAUGGGAUGGCAAACUGCUGGCGUCAUCCUUGCAUGAUGGGAAAAGAAAAGCUAAUCCAGCACUUAACUCGGGAGUCUUGGAGGCUGCUUUCAAAAUGCUUGGUGGAUGGGAUUGGGUUGGUGGGGAAGAGCAGCCUGAAGCUCAUUGCCCCCUCACCCCUAGAAGGGGCAAGCUCAGACCUGACAAUAUUGGACUAGGUGAGCUGCCUAAUGACCCAAGGCAGCUUUCAAGAGCUCAGAAACUCCUGCUACUUCCACACACACACCCCAGCAUUGAGCAGGUUUUGUUUUGGAAUAAUUUAUGCCAGGGCUGGGGGUGCUGAGACCCUCCAGAUUUUGCUGGACUACAACACCCAUCAUCCUUGACCGUUGGACACGCUUGCCAGGGCCAAUGGCAGUUGGGUUUCAUCUGGAGGGCCACUCCAGCAUAACUUGGGAAAGGCAGAGAACGGUUCUCUCAUGAUGGAGGAGUGGGGUACCUUAAUUCCCCAGCUGGUUAUGUACAAACACAAGCUCUUUCUAUAUCUGCAAGAUCAUGCUUGGCACAUUUUAUUUAUUACUUCCGAGCUCAAAGGCGACACUGAGAACUGAAUCUUUGCUCCGUAGUAUUGGCGUCUCUCCAGAUUCCCAAGUUUGUUUUCUCUUUCGAAAAGAAUGAGGGGGUGGGGAAGGGGAUUCUCAGCAUGUUCAUAGAUCUUUAAAAUCUAGCAUGUCCAGCUAAAAUGACACAUGCACUGAAACACGUUGAAUUGCGCUGCUAGAGGGACAGGAAGCUGCUUUUGGGGCAUGGAGGCGACCUACCACCAAGAACACACAUUUAAUCUCCCCUGUACCGGACCAGGUUUCUCCUUGUUGACCCCAGUGCGUGAGCUUUCUGCUGUUUAAACUGCAUACAUGCCGCCUUCCGUUUGUACAAUGGGGAUUGCACUUUAGGGAAGAGUGUGCAUGAAGGGGAAACAAGAAAACCCUUGUCAGGGUUGAACAUCCCCUUGGAAUUUGGUGUGUAUGUUGAGGAGGAUGUUUGUGUUUGGCUGAGGCUAGCCAGGGGCUUAAAAUGCUGGCCAGGAAUCACUCCUGGAGAAGCACUCCGGUGGAGGCACUUUGGAGCUGAUUGAGCUCUGUGUUCUAGGCCAGGCAUCGCCAAACUUCGGCCCUCCAGAUGUUUCGGACUACAGUUCCCAUCAUCCCUGACCACUGGUCCUGUUAGCUAGGGAUCGUGGGAGUUGUAGCCCAAAACAUCUGGAGGGCCGCAGUUUGGGGAUGCCUGUUCUAGGCUUAAAGGCCAUUGAAACACGGUUGACCAUACACUGCAUCCCCCCUUUCCCUUAUCAUCAGAUAUCGCUGAUGGCUGCAUCUUCCUUUUGGCUUUUUCUAAACCUCGCUGUGUUUUUGGAGGAUUAAGAAGAAAAUAAAACACUUUUUCCAGUCUCCCAUUUUUUUUAUCUUUCUGCGCCUGUCCUUUCCGCUGCUUCCAAACACCCGUUGGUCUUUGAACUUCCAAACAACCCAAGUUUUAGCAGGGCGGCGUGGACCAGGGAGGUUUCGGUUAUGUGAUCCUUGACGCCCAAGGCAGUAACUGGCAGCUCUACGAAGCUCAGCAUUUGUGCGUCGUCGUGUCAUGCCAGCAUCUUAGGCGUUUAGGAAGCUGCCUUAUAUAAAGUCCGAUCAUUGGUUGCUCUAGCUCGGCAUCACCUGCACUGACUGGCAGCAGCUUGCCAGGUUUCUGGCAGGGCAUCUUCUCCAACAGCCUAAAGGUGUAUAAUGAAGGCGCCAGGUGAACUUCCCUGGGGAAAGCGAUAAAACAAACAUUAAAAACCUCCCUAAACAGUUCCCUAAGGAACGGACAGAAAGAAUUCCAUGAUAUUUAUUAUCUGUAUACCGCCCUUCAUCGAAAGGUCCCA